This is a messenger RNA of Xiphias gladius (swordfish), 408 nucleotides long. RefSeq names its product glycoprotein hormone subunit alpha 2 (gene gpha2). The transcript is spliced from 3 exons. Gene Ontology annotation, molecular function: hormone receptor binding; hormone activity. The record is from RefSeq and is a predicted model, not a curated record. NCBI's taxonomy places the organism in Eukaryota, Metazoa, Chordata, Actinopteri, Istiophoriformes, Xiphiidae. The coding region runs from base 1 to 408 and encodes 135 amino acids. Gene Ontology annotation, cellular component: extracellular region. Gene Ontology annotation, biological process: cell surface receptor signaling pathway.
AUGUCGCUGUGCAUGGCCUCACACCUUUUCCUGCUGGUCUUACCAGUGGUGUCACUGCUGCUCUUCUCUCCUAUUGGUUGGAGCUAUGAUGCCCUCACCCCUGGCUGUCACCUUUACCCCUUCAACGUGACCAUCCGCAGUGACCGUCGCAGCACGUGCAAAGGCACCCACCUGGUCUACGCCUGCGUGGGCUACUGCGAGUCCAGCGCCUUCCCGUCCAGAUACUCCGUACUGGUGGCCUCCAACUUCACCCACAACAUCACCUCCGCUUCACAAUGCUGCACCAUCAGCAAGGAUGCCAAGGUCAGGGUUCGCCUGGACUGCCCUCGUGGUCGUCACCAUGACGAAAUAGAGAUCCUGACAGCUAAGGCGUGUCGCUGCGACAUGUGCCGCAAGUCCCGCUACUGA